AUGAAGAUCCUCUUUCUUUGCACAACGCACAACUCUCUCUCUCAGCAACUCUUCCUGGCCUUGCGUCAGACGCACUCGGUCACCAUUGAGUAUGCCGUCUCCGAUUCGGCCAUGAUCGAGGCCGCGGCGCUCGCCCAGCCCGACCUCAUCAUCUGUCCCUUCUUGACCGCUCGCGUCCCCGAUGAGGUUCACACCAACUACCUUACCCUCAUUGUACAUCCCGGGCCCCCAGGGGAUUCCGGCCCAAGUGCAAUAGACUGGGUCCUUAUGGGCGACGACGGUUCGGUCUCGGACUCCGGCCAACUCCUCGAACGACGGAUCUGGAGCCCGACAGGCCGCUCCCACUGGGGCGUGACGGUCCUGCAAGCCACCGCAGAGUUCGACGCCGGCCCAAUCUGGGCAUUCGAGCAGUUUGAAUUGGAUAUCGAUGCACCUGGAGUCACCAAGUCGACUCUGUAUCGUGGCCCCGUCACUCGCGCUGCCAUCAAGGCCACCUUGGCUGCCCUGGACCGCAUCAUAAUGGCAGCAAGGUGGCCCACGCCAUAUGAUACAUACACGCCGCCACCCCCGGCUGGACUUGAGAGGAACCAACUCCUGUGGGAGUGGCAUCUCCCCCAACCUCCUAGCAGAACCAUCAUAUAG
This is a messenger RNA of Fusarium falciforme, 642 nucleotides long. RefSeq names its product Sensor protein hoxx. The coding region runs from base 1 to 642 and encodes 213 amino acids. The record is from RefSeq and is a predicted model, not a curated record. NCBI's taxonomy places the organism in Eukaryota, Fungi, Ascomycota, Sordariomycetes, Hypocreales, Nectriaceae. The transcript has 2 exons. Gene Ontology annotation, biological process: biosynthetic process.